AUGGGACCCGAGGAGAACACCGAGAUCACCUCAGAGGACUAUCUGACGAUGAUGGGCUUCGUCCUGGGUCCGAGCGGUUCGGACGCCAUCGCCGACUCGCUGAUCACCAUCGAGCUCACCGUUGAAGGCGAGUUGGUCUCCCAGAGCGGCGGCCGCGUCGAGGACGGCGUGGCGAUAUUCGAGGUGCCCCUGCUCGACCUGCUACUCCUGCACGAACCCAUCGAUCUGCAGGUCGUGUUCCGGUAG
Messenger RNA from Geodia barretti, 246 nucleotides. The record is from the annotation of a GenBank genome assembly. NCBI's taxonomy places the organism in Eukaryota, Metazoa, Porifera, Demospongiae, Tetractinellida, Geodiidae.